AGACGCUUGCGCAGUGGUGUGUGAGAGGCGGCGGCGGCGCUUGAAGCUUCUAGCUUUAUUGCUACGGAAGGUGGCGACCGCGUUGCUAUGGCUGAACUGGUGCAGCAGGCCUCGCAGUCCCGCGGUAGCUCACAGGCUCCGGCUGCCGGACAGACUAGCGCUGCUGCUGGGACGGGCGGAGGGAGCGGCUCCAGCACUAGUAGUGACCCAGCCAGGCCCGGCCUGAGCCAGCAGCAAAGAGCGAGCCAGAGAAAGGCGCAAGUACGGGCCCUCCCUCGGGCCAAAAAGCUGGAAAAGCUCGGGGUAUUCUCCGCUUGUAAGGCCAACGACUUGUGUAAGUGCAAUGGCUGGAAGAACCCCAACCCACAGACUGCACCAAGAAUGGAUCUGCAACAGCCCGCAGCCAGUCUCACGGAACCGUGUCGCAGCUGCGCCCACGCCUUGGCCGACCAUGUGUCUCAUCUGGAGAAUGUUUCCGAAGAUGAAAUCAACCGGCUGCUGGGGAUGGUGGUCGAUGUUGAAAACCUCUUCAUGUCCGUUCACAAAGAAGAAGACACGGACACCAAGCAAGUUUACUUUUACUUGUUUAAGCUGCUAAGAAAGUGUAUCCUUCAGAUGAUUCGACCCGUGGUAGAGGGAUCUUUGGGAAGCCCACCGUUUGAAAAGCCAAAUAUCGAACAGGGAGUCCUGAAUUUCGUCCAGUACAAGUUCAGCCAUUUGCAGCCCAAGGAACGUCAGACAAUGUACGAGCUCUCCAAAAUGUUCCUCCUUUGCUUAAAUUACUGGAAGCUUGAAACUCCGUCACAGUUCCGGCAGAGAUCUCAGAAUGAAGAUGGAGCAACGUACAAAGUUAAUUAUACCAGGUGGCUCUGUUACUGUCACGUACCACAGAGCUGUGACAGUCUUCCACGCUAUGAAACUACACACGUGUUUGGGAGGAGUCUGCUUCGUUCUAUCUUCACCGUUACUCGCCGACAACUGCUGGAGAAAUUCAGGGUAGAGAAGGACAAGCUUGUUCCUGAAAAGCGGACUCUGAUCCUUACACACUUCCCAAAGUUCCUUUCCAUGCUGGAAGAAGAAAUCUAUGGGGAAACCUCUCCCAUAUGGGAGGCUGAUUUUACUCUUCCCACCACAGAAGGUCCCCAACUAGUGUCUCGUCCAGCUGCAGUGAACACCACUUCAGUUCCCUCCACUCCUCUCUUCAACAACAAUCUAAACAACAGUUCUUCCCUGACGUCCAGUGGGGACUCCAGCAGUUCAGAACCAAUGGCAGGUGAGAAAAGGAAACUAUCCGAUAGCCUGACCUUAGAGGAUGCCAAAAGAAUACGAGUGAUGGGCGACAUCCCUUUGGAGCUUGUUAAUGAGGUCAUGCUCACUGUAGCGGAUCCUGCUGCCAUGCUUGGUCCUGAUACGAGUUUGCUGUCGGCUAAUGCGGCCCGAGAUGAGACGGCUCGCUUGGAAGAAAGAAGGGGCAUAAUAGAAUUUCAUGUCAUUGGAAAUUCUCUGUCUCAAAAGUCAAACAAAAAGAUCCUUAUGUGGCUUGUGGGUCUGCAAAAUGUGUUCUCUCAUCAGCUGCCACGGAUGCCAAAGGAGUACAUAACCCGCCUUGUGUUUGACUCAAAACACAAAACCUUGGCUCUUAUUAAAGAUGGCCGUGUGAUUGGGGGCAUCUGUUUCCGAAUGUUCCCCACUCAAGGAUUCACUGAGAUUGUAUUCUGUGCGGUGACUUCCAAUGAACAAGUGAAGGGUUACGGCACUCACCUCAUGAACCAUUUGAAGGAAUAUCAUAUCAAGCACAACAUUCUGUACUUCCUGACGUACGCAGAUGAAUAUGCCAUCGGUUAUUUUAAGAAACAGGGAUUUUCCAAGGACAUCAAAGUUCCAAAAAGUCGUUACUUGGGGUACAUCAAGGAUUACGAGGGAGCCACUUUAAUGGAAUGUGAGCUGAACCCUAGAAUACCUUAUACAGAACUCUCCCACAUAAUAAAAAAGCAAAAGGAGAUAAUUAAGAAGCUGAUUGAACGGAGGCAGGUUCAGAUCCGCAAGGUCUAUCCUGGACUGACAUGUUUUAAAGAAGGCCUGCGCCAGAUCCCAGUAGAGUGUAUUCCUGGAAUACGAGAGACUGGCUGGAAACCAACAUGUAAAGAGAAAGGGAAAGACAUUAAAGACCCAGACCAGCUGUAUAACAUCCUAAAGAACCUGCUAGCACAAAUCAAGACUCACCCAAAUGCUUGGCCCUUCAUGGAGCCUGUGAAAAAAUCAGAGGCCCCGGAUUACUACGAAGUGAUCCGAUUCCCAAUAGAUUUGAAAACCAUGACGGAGAGGCUGAAGAACAGGUAUUACGUAACAAAGAAGAUCUUCAUCGCUGAUCUGCAGAGGAUCACUAGCAAUUGCCGAGAGUAUAACCCGGCAGACAGCGAUUACUGCAAGUGUGCCAACACGCUGGAGAAAUUCUUCUACUUCAAGCUCAAAGAAGCGGGGCUCAUAGACAAAUGACACAUGUUUGAUGGCUGGAAAACCCCAUUAAUGGUGGAACGUUUGUGGCAGUGUUUUAUUUACAGCAUUAGAUUUGGCCUUGCUCCAAGGCUUUGGUUUCCAUCCCAUGCCAUGCAGUUUGCAGGAAAGGCCUUCCCUCUCUGAAAGCAAUGAGAACUGCCCGAUGAGGAAGAGCUCAUUCUUCAUUUUCAUUGAGUUGUUGCCACAAUUACUGGGCCUGAGGCAAGCUCAUGUGUUUACAUUUACUCCAAUUACCAAACUUUAUAUACAUGAACAGCUUUUGUCUACAUGUUUACUGGCUUGAAGAAUAGUCCGUAUAGAUGUUGUUUGGUAAGCAACCACGAGAUCCUGAGAUUACAGCGGCCAUGCCUUAUAAACUGCUCAUAUUUAGCGUCUGCACUGGCCGGCUGCUUUGUUUCUGUGUGCAGCCCUGUUUAAAUCGGGAGUCACACUGGCUGUGGCCACCCGUUACCCGUUUUCAGCCACAUUUGACAUGGUAACGGAUGAUUUUGGACGGUAUAUGGUCUCACAGUGGUGGGCAUUCAGAAUCGCUAUAUAAAAAAGGGGCCAACAGUACAGUUAAACUAUUUAUCGUGUUUGACUGUCUCUAGGAAGGAUGCUUAGGGAAGAACACAUUUUCUUUCUAUUUAUUAAGGGAACAAUAUAAAAGUAUUAUGUACUGCUGUAAUUUGACCAGUGAUGCUCGUUUACACCUUUACACAUGUUCCUGCCAUGUGUAAGUCCAUAAGGAAACCCUUUACUCUACACUUGCACUUUGUCUGUACAGAUCCUUGUGUUUCCCUCAACUUUGUAGGACCUGCGCCAUUUUCCCACCCCGUUCUAUAGACUCACCUCCUGUAUGUGCCAUGCCUUACACCUCUUGCUUAUUGUACAAGUGAGCUCAUUGUGUAUUAAAAUGGAGAAACGUGAAUUUAUUAAAUUAA
Molecule: messenger RNA, 3440 nt
Organism: Xenopus laevis (African clawed frog)
Lineage: Eukaryota; Metazoa; Chordata; Amphibia; Anura; Pipidae
Gene: kat2a.S
Product: K(lysine) acetyltransferase 2A S homeolog
Exons: 18
Coding region: 88-2496 (802 amino acids)
Biological process (GO): regulation of DNA-templated transcription; chromatin remodeling; positive regulation of transcription by RNA polymerase II
Cellular component (GO): histone acetyltransferase complex; nucleus; ATAC complex
Molecular function (GO): histone H3K9 acetyltransferase activity; histone acetyltransferase activity; acetyltransferase activity
Source: RefSeq, a predicted model, not a curated record